This is a messenger RNA of Melanotaenia boesemani (Boeseman's rainbowfish), 2310 nucleotides long. It is a transcript of the gene pgfb, whose product is annotated as placental growth factor b. Gene Ontology annotation, cellular component: membrane. The record is from RefSeq and is a predicted model, not a curated record. The transcript is spliced from 7 exons. Gene Ontology annotation, biological process: vascular endothelial growth factor receptor signaling pathway; positive regulation of endothelial cell proliferation; positive regulation of angiogenesis. NCBI's taxonomy places the organism in Eukaryota, Metazoa, Chordata, Actinopteri, Atheriniformes, Melanotaeniidae. Gene Ontology annotation, molecular function: growth factor activity; chemoattractant activity; vascular endothelial growth factor receptor binding. Bases 515 to 1000 code for a protein of 161 amino acids.
GACUGGAAGCUGAAACUCUCGCUGCAACUUCAUGCAAGUUUUUGAAGAGGACUCUGACUUAAGAUUUUGGACUGAACAAACUGCUUGUUCAUAUUUUUUUCUGAUUAUUCUGUCAUAUGACAAAGUCAUAGACAGAGUCUGGUUUUUUGUUCGUUUUAGUUUUAGUUUGUUUGUUUGUUUGUUUUUUUCGUAAUUUAAGCAUUGAGCGUUUGAUAAAUAUUAAAAGAAUCUUUCUAUUUUGACAUUAUCAUUUUUAUUGUCUUACAACAUCCUCGUUUGUAAGAACAGUCUUCCAUCAGGUUACUCGCAGCAGCGGAGCUACGUGACUCCUCACUCCCUGAGUAACUAAACCGGGGGCAGAUGAUUUGGAAAUUCCCUGUUUUGGGGGUCUUUUUUUCUUCUCCUGGUGACCUAAUUUGAGUACUUUUGUUGGAUUUUCUUCUUCUUCUUUAUUUUUGUUUUCAAAGUGUGCGUCGGGAGCCGUCACCCCAUCUUUCCGCGCACACAUCACGAAAUGAAACCCAGUUUUGUAAUCGAGGCAGUAGUGGCGCUUUAUCUGCUCUUCUCACCUGCACAGAGUUUACCCUCGUCAAGCACUAACAGUACAAUGGAAGUGUUGACAUUUAAAGAAGUGUGGGGACGCAGCUUCUGUCGGACCAUUGAGAAGCUGGUAGAGGUAGUGCAGGAAUACCCAACAGAGGUGGAGUACAUCUACAGCCCCUCCUGUGUGCCCCUAGUGAGGUGUGCUGGCUGCUGUGGGGACGAAAACCUAGAGUGCCAUCCUACUAGCACUUCAAAUGUCACCAUGCAGCUGCUGAAAAUCAGGCCGUCAGAUCAAGAAUAUGUUGAGAUGACGUUUGUGGAGCAUCGGACAUGUGAAUGUAGGAAACCUAUUGUGAAGGUUGAAAGGAAAAGAAAAAGAGGAAGAGGAAGAGGAAGGAAAAGAAAGGAGAAACAAAAAAUAAAAGAAUGUGAAAGGUGCCAGAUUCCUCGCAGGUAACUGCAGUGGCAACCCAAACCCCUGUUGCAGUGUGACUCACUACUUAUUUCCAGCCCAGAAACAGUUUCCUCCACUUAUCUAUCGAAACUGUGUGCCGACAGAGACUCUGACAGCUGGGUUGAUUUCCUGACAUGCCCUCGUACUGACAGACAGGGCACUUGUAAUGGCAAGGUUUUGAUUGGUAGAAACACUGCUGUUACACACCUGACACAAUGGGCAUCCCUGGGAGCCAGUGCAAUGUAGAACUGACAUCUUCAUCUUAUACUAGGUAUUACUGUCAGUUAUUUUAAUUUGUCUGUUUCUUUGGUAUUUAAAGGUUUUCACAUUUUUUAAAAGAAAAACUAUAUUUAUUUGAUACAGUCAAAUAUAGUUGGACCAACAACCUUUAAAAAAGUUUGUAAUCAUUUCCUGAAACAGUGUCAAGAGUAUCUUGUUUGUCAUACCGGUAUAUGUUGGACUGAAUGUACAGCUGUUUUGUACAUGCAAUAAUGAAAUGUCUCCCUCUGGUGUUUAAGGACACAGUGUUUUAAAAUGUUCUACAGUGAAGUAUGAUUUCAUUUGUCUAAUUUUCAAAUAGGAUAUGACAUAGGUAAAGUGGGCAGUCAAAAUUAAUGAUAUAUCAAUGUAUUUGAAUAUUCUACCUAUCAUUUAUAAAACCAAAAAUCUCAUAAUGACAUGGUAUGUAUAAAUUCUCAGCCUUGUGUACAUUUACUAAAUGAAGAGAGAUCUACAACAGUAUGUGUAUGUGUGUGUGUGUGUGUGUAUGUUUUUGUUGUGUUUUUUCAUAAUUUGUGAAAUAUUAAAUUAGAUUAAUUGAAAUAAUUGAACAAAACUUUAAUUUAAUUUUUGUUCUGCUGACUUUUGUUGCCAAGUCAAUGAGGUUAACCAGGUUAAAAGACAGAUAUGCUCCCAGUGAGUGGCUCCAGCUUUGGAUUUGUCUUUAAAAAAAACUACCAAUCCAGUUAAAUUAAUUAUUCAAAAUGAAAUCAGAAAGUGUGCACAAGGUAAGCCCAGUAAAUCAGGAUUAUUUUCACACUACUCAUGAGGUUUUGAUGCCUGUAACUUCCAAACAACCUGUUGAAGGAUCCUUACAAUUGCGAUUCCAAGUGUUUCUCUCGUUUUGUAGUGUUCACCCUGGUGACAAGUCUCCCAUAAUCCCCCACAGCUGGUGACUUCCUGUGUUUAUUGGAAAUACUGCAGUAUGGAAGGGAUCAAUUAAUGUAGUUAUGUAAAAUUAUGUCCUUUUAUUUUUUUUUUUAGUACCACACAAAGAAAAUUUAUGAAAAUGUAAAAACAAACAUUUUGAUAAU